ACCCAGAGGGGCUGGUUCGUUCAGUCUCGCUGAGGUUUUAGCCUUUACUCUCUUUUCUCUGUCUAGGGCUUUAGCGUCUCAGAGAGAGCCAUGGAUAGGUAUCAGCGUGUCGAAAAACCGAGGCCAGAGCGUCCGAUUAGCGAGAAUGAGAUCCGUAUCACCUCUCAAGGCGUUAUCCGAAACUAUAUCAGCUAUGCCACUACGCUUCUCAUGGAAAAACGUGUGAAAGAGAUUGUCUUGAAGGCAAUGGGCCAAGCAAUCAGCAAGACAGUAGCCAUUGCAGAGAUACUGAAGAAGAGGUUUCCAAAUUUGCAUCAAGACACUGCCAUAAGCUCAUUAAGCAUAACUGACAUAUGGGAACCCAUGGAAGAGGGUCUUGUGCCUGUGGAACAAACGCGUCAUGUCUCGAUGAUUUCGAUAACCUUAUCAACUAGAGAGCUAAAUACCAACUCUCCUGGAUACCAAGUUCCAUCUGUUGUAGACCAACCAAAGAGGCAGUACCGUAAUCAGCCGCAGCAACAACCCAGGCUAGCACGUGUUCCAUACAAUGCUGCCUAUGAAGAUUCGUAUGGCCGAGGUAGGGGUCGUGGUAGAGGGAGAGGGCGGAAUUGGGGCAGGGGUGGAUAUGGAAACUAUCAGGGAAAUUAUCAGGGAAACUAUCAAGGCGACUAUCAAGACAAUGGUGAGUAUACAAAUUGGAGCCCAGGUGGUGGCCGAGGAAGAGGUUGGGGCAAUCGUGGUGCUGGAUAUGAAAGAGGCAGAGGGGGCCGAGGCUAUGGCCGUGGCCGUGGAAGGAUGGGUGGUCGUUCAAGGGGAGGUGGUUACCAAGCAUAUUAGAGAGUUGGCUAUUUCUGUUUUCGGAUCAGCAAAAUGCGUACCUUGGCCAUUGGGUAAAUUUUAUCAGUAUGCGUUUUUAUUGAGGGAUGUAGUUUUUAUGAUUGCAUAGCAUUAUAAAGGCAGUGUUUUCAUGCUUUCUCUCUUGAAGAAACGGAUUUGGGCAAGGUUGUUUUGUUGGUCGUUUGCAUUUGGCCGAGAGUUUGGUGUUAGAUAGUGAUUUACUGUUUUGUUGAUACCCUGUCUAUAUCUUAUUGUCAUAUAUUUCUUGAUUCCUUUUAAAAACAAAAAGACUGUCUUUAUCUCUCUA
Molecule: messenger RNA, 1144 nt
Organism: Tripterygium wilfordii
Lineage: Eukaryota; Viridiplantae; Streptophyta; Magnoliopsida; Celastrales; Celastraceae
Product: ribonuclease P protein subunit p25-like protein
Exons: 8
Coding region: 91-837 (248 amino acids)
Molecular function (GO): RNA binding
Source: RefSeq, a predicted model, not a curated record